AUGGCGUCGGUCUCGGGCGCGCAGGAGCUCGGGAGGAGUGGCUCCUCGGAGGCACGGGACGAGGCCAUGCUCGCUCUUGCACUCAGGGAGCAGACCUGGCCAAACGGGACGUGCCUGAUGGGCCGGCACGGCUGCCCACAGGCCAGGCACGAGACGGGCCCGGCCCGGCACGGGCUAAUCGUGCUCGGGCCAGGCACGAGCACGUCGUGGGACGUGCCCGGGCCGCCACCCCGAGCCCGCGUGCCAGCACGGCAUGACCCGAUUAGGAGGGAGCGAGGCGGGCCGGCGGGGGGCACGUCUUGGGCCGAUAGAUCUGGGGGCGCGUGUCGUGAGCCUAACGUGCCGCGGACCGGUCCAAUUAGGCAACAUGCUGUGCUUGGGCCUGAUAGCCUGGCAUGCGGGCCGGCAUGGCACGGCCCGUAUAUUAAUUGGGCCCAGGCGGGCCGGGCCGUGCCUGGUACGAUUACGACGGGUCAGGCCGGGUCAGGCCUGACACAAUUAGGACAGGCCGGGUCAGGCCUGACACAAUUAGGACGGGCCGGGCCGGGCCGGCCCAUUUGGCCAGCGAGGUUUGCUAUCACCCGUCCCUCCCAGUCCCAGCCACUGUUGUUAGUCUCAAGGCUGCAGAAGGAGAGUGAGCAUGGUAGGGCAGAGCAGCUACAGCCGGCUCGCCGGCGACGAGGCCUCCGCGAUAUCCGCCGACGGCGGCGACGACUACGACGCAAAGAAGCUGAGGCUGCUUGGCUACGAGCCGCGGCUCAAGCGCAAUCUCUCGCUGUUGUCCAACUUCUCGGUGAGCUUCUCGAUCGUGUCUGUCCUCACGGGCAUCACUACGUUAUAUGGGACCGGUCUCCAAUUCGGUGGGCCGGUGACCAUGGUGUACGGCUGGCCAAUUGCCGGUACCUUCACCAUCAUCGUCGGCCUAGCCAUGGCCGAGAUCUGCUCCGCCUACCCUACCUCCGGAGGACUCUACUUUUGGAGCGCCAGGCUCUGCAGCGAGCGACGUUGGGGCCCCUUCGCCUCCUGGCUCACCGGAUGGUAAGAGCAACUUUAACGGAUCGACUUAAACAUAUAAUGUUUUUUCUUUUUUAUUUAUUGUGUCGUCCGUCCGUUUAGCGUCCAUCUGAUUUAUGAUUUGGUUCGACACUACGUCCAACACGUCGACCUAAAUUUACCCGUGUGACCGGCUUGCCGUUGUUUUUAAACAGAUAUGCACAUAUUUUUUCAUAGUUUCAACCAAAUCAAAAUAGAAAGCAUGGUUUCACAACCAAAUAAAUUUAGAUAGUUUUACAAGUCAAAUAAAAAUUAAAUUUGUCUCAAAUACAUGUAAAAAAAGAUGCAUCUAUUGGUUGUCAACAUGAGCCCACAUAUGCUCAGCCAAAUCAUUUUGUAGCUACAUGUGAGUUUUUCAUUCACGUAUUUUAUGAUGAAAUUGUAUGAACUGUUCAAACAUUACCGCUACUCCAUGCUGAGGCACAACAUUCUCACCCUGAAGCUGAAACCCUUGAUCGUAGAGACGUAUCAAACGGUCAUCUUUUACGAUCAUAUUGUCCAUUCGAAAUAAUCAUCGUAUCCGAUCAUUGCUUCUCGAAUACGGUUGAAAACAUGCCUAGUCAUAUAAAAACGCCGUCGAAAUUUGUUAUGUUUGAACAGUGGGUUAGCGGCGUCGAAGUAGUCCUUUCAAAAAAGAAAUAGUCGCUCUUUCGGUUGCGAUUCAACGUAGGAAUGUGUCUCGGGAUGAAGCCACGGAACAACGAGCGUUGGCUAUUGAGGUGAUGAUGGACCAACACGGCAGCCAAGAUGACAAGGAAUCGUCGGAGUCGCAAAGGAUAUUAUGAAAAAAGAACUCCUCGACGGAGUUCAUUUUGUAUCUUGGCAAACUGUCGAACAGCUUGCGGGCGUCGACGAAGGAGUCGGCCAGGUGAAGGGAGGCGCACCUCCCUUGGACCAGGUGGCUGGCCUGGAGGCGUCCGACGAGCUUGCCGUCGUCAGGGCGAAGGAGCUGGCGGGUGCGGCGAGGUGACUCCUUGCUCGCGGCGACGUGGGGGAGGUGAAGCUGGGAAGCUUCAGAUCUGCGUCGGUGAGACAUUGAUGGUGGCGACGUGGGAGGUGGUGACGUCGGGGGACAUGUGUCGGCACCAGUUGCUGGAAGAGGCACCCAAAAAGUGGGCGGCGACAGCGAUCGGCGUCGGCGACGAGGGUUUGUUGCCGAUCUUGGGUGGGAGAGGAUAACGAAAGUGCCACCGACUAACGGGCCAUGGGGAAGAGUAGGCGGGCGCACGUUCGUUUUGUAUCCAUACCGACGCAAAAAUGGUCAAAAUUGGAACGGGAAUGGACCGGCCAACGGACGAAAAGCGGACGCUCGUUCAUUCGGAUCGGCACGUUGGACCGAUUCUUUUAUCCGCAUCGAUCAAAACUGACACGUACAUUUGGAGUUGCUCUAAGUUUACUUGUUUGCUUUCUGCAACUUGUUUCGUUUUAUUCACAUUUCUUUAUUUAAGUUCAUUUAUAUGUUUGCGUCGAUCUCUUUCAUGUCUAUCUUGCAUGUGCCGCAAAUGGCAAAAUUGGCAUAUGCAUACAGUUUUCGUUUGCAUAUUCAUGUCUAUCUCCUUGGCUCCUUAAUCGAGCAGCUCUCUUAGGAUUCAGGCGGCGAAACUUGUCUCUCUGGCCUCUUAUACCGAACAGCAGCAUAUAGUUCUCGUUUUGCUAUCGUAACACGUACGACUAACUAGGGAUAAUCAUCACGUGCUGGAUCGACAAUUGUAAGACGAUAUUUGGAUUCGCAAAACAGACGUACCUGCUGUACUAUCCUUUUUCUUGGAGGGGCGUAAGCCUGGAUGCCGUGCACAACUAGCACGCGCGUGUGAAGCGUGCAAAUCCGGCAAUAUCAACAAAUUUGAUUCCUGUGUUUAAAAAAUUCAUAAACUGAAUUGUUUUUUAAAAUUUCGUUCGGCUGACUCUUUUGUGAGGCGCCCGACGCUUAGACGUCACACUAUACUGUGUGACGUCUUAGCCAUAGGCGUCGCAUCGCGGUCACGCUAGCGUCCGAUCCCAUCCACCCUUAAUAGUGUGACGCCUAAGACUCAGGCAUUGCACUUACGACAGUGUGACGCCGAACGCUUAGGUGCCACACCCCCACUUACCAAUCGCCGCCCGCCCCCUCUCCCACCCUUCUGGCAUGGCAAUUGGGGUGGUGCCCUUCUCAUAGGCGUC
This is a messenger RNA of Hordeum vulgare subsp. vulgare (domesticated barley), 3213 nucleotides long. RefSeq lists its product as uncharacterized. NCBI's taxonomy places the organism in Eukaryota, Viridiplantae, Streptophyta, Magnoliopsida, Poales, Poaceae. The record is from RefSeq and is a predicted model, not a curated record. Bases 1 to 1116 code for a protein of 371 amino acids. The transcript has 5 exons.